Penicillium atrosanguineum is the source of this 2697-nucleotide messenger RNA. RefSeq names its product glycoside hydrolase family 55 protein. The transcript has 3 exons. NCBI's taxonomy places the organism in Eukaryota, Fungi, Ascomycota, Eurotiomycetes, Eurotiales, Aspergillaceae. The record is from RefSeq and is a predicted model, not a curated record. The coding region runs from base 1 to 2697 and encodes 898 amino acids. Gene Ontology annotation, molecular function: polygalacturonase activity.
AUGAGGAGCUCAUUAUCUUUUACUGUGCUGGCAGCUGUUUCAGCUACGGUGUCCGGGGCUAUUAUUCCUCUCAAUGGGAUUCGUCUCCCGGGCUAUGAGCCGAGCCCAGGCACUAGAGGCAGCCAUGUUCCGGCCUGGUUUGCUUCAUUAGUUGCUGGAUUGCCGUUCCCAGGCUCGAUUAAGGUAACUCCAAGCUCCUCGAGCUCGAGCUCGUCCACUACAACGUCGAUUACUAGCUCUGUCAUCCCAACUUCGCCGACAUUGGGCAGUUCGCCAGUGGCAGCUACGCCAACAACCAUCACUCCAGUUAUGCCGACUGUAGCCUCACCUGCCAGCUCAGCAAUGACUUCAAUCGAGUCCGAGCAUGCGCCCGAGCCGGUGACAUCGGUCCUAACUCUCACGCCGGUUCAUGACUCAACACCCUCUAAAUAUGCUGCUCCUGCCACGAAGACUUGUGCUGGUCCAUCCCAAAAAUCAUCCAAUGCUUACUGGUUGGAUGACAUGGACCAAAAUCAACAGGGCGCAGGUUUUGCCCCUUACGUGAACGGCACGAAUAAAUAUGCAGUGUACCGGAAUGUUAUGGAUUACUCAGUUGUGAACGACGGAUCGGGCGACCAGACAGCGAAAUUGCAACUUGCAAUUGACGAUGAUAACAACGGCGGUACCCGUAAGGGCAAGGGCGUGACGCGCUAUCCUGCCGAGGUGUAUUUGCCUGGCGGCAUAUACACACUAAAGAGCACUCUCAAGCUGACUGUUGGCACAAUCAUUGUUGGAAACCCAUCCAACCCACCCAUAAUUAGAGCGGCUCCAGAUUUCGUGGGACAAUACCUCGUCUUGGGUUACGACGAAAAGGCCGGCCAACCGGAGACCAGCUUCAUGACCUUGGUAAAAAACGUCAUCCUUGACACAACUGCGGUUGCGCCUGAAAAUUCCAUCACUGCGCUUCAAUGGGGUGUGGCUCAAGGAUCUGGACUCACGAACGUGCAAAUCCGUAUGCCAGUUGGAUCUACGGGACACACUGGUAUCGAUAUUUUGGCCGGCUCAACCAUUGCCGUGACGGAUGUGACUAUUUCAGGCGGUGCGACCGGUAUCAUCAACUCUAACCAGCAAGUCAACUUCAAAAACAUAUAUUUCGAGUCUUGCGAUACUGCAUUUAAUGCCAAGGGCGGAUGGACUGUUCUUUUACAGAGCGCAACUUUCGUCAGCUGCAAGCUCGCUAUUGACAUGGGUGGAAACGGCCUGGGAAGCAUGGUGCUCCUCGACUCAAAAUCGUCAGCUGCUCGUGGGCCUGUUGUCCGAUUAUAUGACUCGUCCCAUGAUAGCGGGUACCAGAAUAGCCAACUUCUCAUUCAGAACUUGGUCCAUGACUCUUCAACAGCCAUUGUAGUUGGUGUCAAUGGAUCGACACAUCUGCCCUCCUCGUCUCAUGUUGACACUUGGGCCUGGGGUACUACUGUUCCCGGUGGAUACGAGACUGGUAAAAGUUGGACCACUCAGCAGCCUGCAAACCUGCUUGUUGAUGGAAAAUACUUCAUCAAGGCUCAACCAUCUUAUGCGGAUUACGCCAGCAUUGAUAUUGUCAAUGUGAAGACUGUCUCUGAGCAUCCGGUUAUGGGCGAUGGCCGCACUGAUGAUACCCAAUCACUGAACCAUAUCUUGGCUGAAAAUGCAGCGAACUGUAAGAUCACCUACUUCCCAUUCGGAGUCUACCGAGUUUCGGAUACCAUCAUCAUUCCUGUGGGCACACGUAUUGUCGGUGAGGCAUGGGCCGUCAUCUCGGGAUACGGUGAUGCUUUCAAGGAUUCAUCCGCUCCCAAAGCUAUCGUCCGAGUUGGAAACCCGGGCGAUGUUGGAAAUAUUGAAAUCCAAGACAUGCGAUUCUCAGUCGGCGAAGUGCUUCCUGGAGCCAUUGUUGUAGAGAUAAAUGCGGCUGGCGCACAGCCCGGUGAUGUUGGCAUGUGGAAUACCCUGGUGACAGUGGGCGGUACAGCCGAGACAGCCAUUUCGAACACCUGUACUUCACAAGACACCAAGGACUGCAUGGCCGCGUACAUGGUGAUGCAUCUCACAGAGAGCUCAUCUGCAUAUAUCGAGAACUUCUGGGGCUGGACAGCAGACCACAACCUCGACAGCACUUCCAUUUUUACCGUCAUUUCCACGGGUCGCGGCAUCCUCGUCGAGUCAACAAAAGCAACCUGGCUUACGGGAACAGGCUCCGAACACCACUGGCUGUAUCAGUACAAUUUCCACCACGCCGCCAAUGUCUACGCAGGCCUCCUCCAAAGCGAGACACCUUAUAUGCAAGGCUCAGGCGAAUACGAGAAGGCACCCGCCCCAUGGACCGUAAACGCCCAGCUCGGCGACCCAGACUUCUCAUGGUGCAGCGCCGAUGACGAAAAAUGUCGCUCAGCCCUCGCGACCAACAUCGACGGCGGCUCCAACAUCGCGCUCUACAACUCGGCAGCUUGGGCCUUCUUCGACGGCUACUGGAACGGACUAUACAACGAGCCCUGCGACGGCAAUUGCCAGAGUAACAUGAUGCGCGUAACAGGUGCACCGGUGAAUUUGAUUUGGUAUUCCAUCAGUACUCGGAAGACGGAUGUCAUGGUGCUUGAUGGAGUGACAAACCCGCGUGAGGCGAAUCAUGCCGGUGGAUGGGAGGCUGUUAUCCAGGCAUAUCGACAGUUUGAGACUUGA